Molecule: messenger RNA, 1956 nt
Organism: Urocitellus parryii (Arctic ground squirrel)
Lineage: Eukaryota; Metazoa; Chordata; Mammalia; Rodentia; Sciuridae
Gene: Pou2f2
Product: POU class 2 homeobox 2
Biological process (GO): regulation of transcription by RNA polymerase II
Cellular component (GO): nucleus
Molecular function (GO): RNA polymerase II cis-regulatory region sequence-specific DNA binding; DNA-binding transcription factor activity, RNA polymerase II-specific
Source: RefSeq, a predicted model, not a curated record
GGGCGGGCAGUAUGGUUCACUCCAGCAUGGGGGCUCCAGAAAUAAGAAUGUCUAAGCCCCUGGAGGCCGAGAAGCAAGGUCUGGACUCCCCGUCAGAGCACACAGACACUGAAAGAAAUGGACCAGACACUAACCAUCAGAACCCCCAAAAUAAGGCCUCCUCGUUCUCUGUGUCUCCAACUGGCCCCAGCACCAAGAUCAAGGCUGAAGAUCCCAGUGGUGACUCAGCUCCCGCAGUGCCCCCGCCUCCCCAGCCGGCUCAGCCUCAUCUACCCCAGGCCCAACUCAUGCUGACGGGCAGCCAGCUAGCUGGGGAUAUACAGCAGCUCCUCCAGCUCCAGCAGCUGGUGCUUGUGCCAGGCCACCACCUCCAGCCACCUGCUCAGUUCCUGCUGCCACAGACCCAGCAGAGUCAGCCAGGCCUGCUACCGACGCCAAAUCUAUUCCAGCUACCUCAGCAAACCCAGGGAGCUCUUCUGACCUCCCAACCCCGGGCCGGGCUUCCCACACAGCCCCCCAAAUGCUUGGAGCCACCAUCCCACCCCGAGGAACCCAGUGAUCUGGAGGAGCUGGAGCAGUUCGCCCGCACCUUCAAGCAACGACGCAUCAAGCUGGGCUUCACACAGGGUGAUGUGGGCCUGGCCAUGGGCAAGCUCUACGGCAACGACUUCAGCCAGACGACCAUUUCCCGCUUUGAGGCCCUCAACCUGAGCUUUAAGAACAUGUGCAAACUUAAGCCUCUCCUGGAGAAGUGGCUCAAUGACGCAGAGACUAUGUCUGUCGACUCAAGCCUGCCCAGCCCUAACCAGCUGAGCAGCCCCAGCAUGGGUUUUGAUGGGCUGCCCGGCCGGAGACGCAAGAAGAGGACCAGCAUCGAGACAAAUGUCCGCUUCGCCUUAGAGAAGAGUUUUCUAGCGAACCAGAAGCCUACCUCAGAGGAGAUCCUGCUGAUCGCCGAGCAGCUGCACAUGGAGAAGGAAGUAAUCCGCGUCUGGUUCUGCAACCGACGCCAGAAGGAGAAACGCAUCAACCCCUGCAGCGCGGCGCCCAUGCUGCCCAGCCCAGGGAAACCAGCCAGCUACAGCCCCCAUCUGGUCACACCCCAAGGGGGCGCAGGGACUUUACCAUUGUCCCAAGCUUCCAGCAGUCUGAGCACAACAGUUACUACCUUAUCCUCAGCUGUGGGGACGCUCCACCCCAGUCGGACAGCUGGAGGGGGUGGAGGCGGGGGCGGGCCCGUGCCCCCCCUCAAUUCCAUCCCUUCUGUCACUCCCCCACCCCCGGCCACCACCAACAGCACAAACCCCAGUCCUCAAGGCAGCCACUCGGCUAUCGGCUUGUCAGGCCUGAACCCCAGCACGGGCCCUGGCCUCUGGUGGAACCCUGCCCCUUACCAGCCUUGAUGGCAGCGGGAACCUGGUGCUGGGGGCGGCUGGCGCGGCCCCAGGGAGCCCUGGCCUGGUAACUUCGCCACUCUUCUUGAACCACGCCGGGCUGCCCCUGCUCAGCGCCCCGCCAGGCGUGGGCCUGGUCUCAGCAGCGGCUGCGGCAGUGGCAGCCUCCAUCUCCAGCAAGUCUCCUGGCCUCUCCUCCUCAUCCUCUUCAUCCUCGUCCUCCUCCUCCUCCACUUGUAGUGAGGCGGCAGCACAGACCCCUGGAGGCCCAGGGGGGCCCGAGGCAGGGUCCAAGCCUGAGUGAGGGCCCAUCAUGCUUCCCCUCCCACUCCUCUGACCCUCCACCUUGGUCCCCCGCCUGGGAAGAGGGCGAGGAGGCCAGUGGUGGGGGUACAUCGGGUCCUUGGAGCAGGAGUGACAAGGGAGGAAAGACCAAAAACCCAAUCAACCAAAAAAAGAAGAAACUAACCAACAAAAAAGAAAACCAAAAAUAAUCACAACAGAAACCAGCUGCCCCAAAGGAACCAGAGGUGAAAAACAAAUAAAAAAACCAAAAACAAAC